Messenger RNA from Pestalotiopsis fici W106-1, 798 nucleotides. RefSeq lists its product as uncharacterized. The coding region runs from base 1 to 798 and encodes 265 amino acids. The transcript has 2 exons. NCBI's taxonomy places the organism in Eukaryota, Fungi, Ascomycota, Sordariomycetes, Amphisphaeriales, Sporocadaceae. The record is from RefSeq and is a predicted model, not a curated record.
AUGUCAUUUUCCAAGAUUUCUGCGCCAAAAGCCUUCGUCUUCGACGUUUUUGGAACAGUCGUCAAUUGGCGCCAGAGCCUGGCUCUUAGUUUGGAGGCUGCUGCCAGUUCAGCUAUUGGAGAACAACAAGUUUCAGACAAUGAAUCGGUGUUGAUUGAACGUGUCAAGAACAUGACGCACACUGACUGGGAGUGGUUCGCCUCGGAAUGGUAUUCCAGAUAUAUAAACUUUGCACAUUCUGCUCAACCGGGCGUGACUGAUUUCCUGUUGCAAGAAGAGGUUCAUAGACGAACUCUAAAGUUAAUGAUUUCAAAAUACAAGUUCGAGGGCCUUUGGAAUGCUCAGCAGCGCGAGGAUUUGGUCUUCCUGUGGCACAAGCUCGAGGCAUGGCCAGACUCGGCGUCAGCCAUUGCGAGGCUGGCCAAGCAUGGACCUGUCAUUACUCUCUCUGAUGGCUCAGUUCAGCUCCUCCAUUCACUCAACGACACGAACAGCUUGGGUUUCUCGGAGAUUUGGGGUUCCGAUACCUGGGCCGCAUACAAGCCAGAUCCGGCCGUAUAUGAGGGCGCCGUUGCAAAGCUCAACCUUCAACCGCAUGAGGUUGCGCUGGUCGCGGCGCACCUGGGUGACCUCUGGGCCGCCAAAAAGUGUGGCCUCAAGGCUUUCUAUGUGGAACGGCCGUUUGAGGAGAGGUACAGCCCGGACGAGAUAGAAAAGGCCAAGCUCGGUGGCUGGGUGGACAUGUGGGUGCCCUAUGGGAAUGGUGGACUGCACGGUGUGGCGGAUCGUCUUGAAUAA